AUGGCGCUGUGUAUGAAAACAUAUUUGAGUGUUAUUUAUUCAUCAUACAAGAGUGAGACUGAUGUUGCCCUCUUGACAUCGUUCGGAAACUCGGGAUGUUGGCUUGGGAUCGGCAACUGCUUGUGCGCACAGUGCACAGCACUUGCUGCUCCGACUAAUUGUCUACCCUUUCUAGGUGUAAAUUCUAUGUUAUGUCUGGCCUUGUCUAAGGGCAUAUCUUUUGUUUUACUUCUUCUGAAAGCUUCCUCAGUGACAAUGCUUGUUGCCAAACCGUUACAUCUCAGAAUUUUACUUCAUGAGCUGUGUGAAAUUCUUGCUCCAUCUCAUGCAAAAAAGUAUCAUCCUGAUGUUAACAAGGAAUUAGGAGCUGAUGAGGUUUUCAAGAGCAUCCAUCUUGCAUAUGAUAUACUGAUUGAUGAGAAGAAAAGGAAUCAAUAUGAUUGGACCCUUCGACAUCAAGAAAAUGCUGGCACGUCAUCAGGGGAUAAUUGGGCCUUUAACCAUGAAUAUGACGAUGGUCAAAGGAUCUAUAGGUGGGCUUACUUGAGGCGGAAAAUGCAACGUGAGAAAUAUUGGGAACAAUACCACACAGAGGAUGAUGAAGUGUACGAUGAAUCUGAAGAAGAAAACACAGCUGAGGAGAGAGGCUCCUUCGUUGAGGUGCUUAGAUCGGCUUUCCUCUCCCUGUUUCUGAUGCAGACUGUAGGUACCCACUUGUCUCUCACGUUUAGUAGCCUUAUGGCUUUGCUUGACCGGAAAUUGGACACUGGGUACAAGGUGGGUUACGUAUUUGCAUGGUUAUUGGGAGGAAGAAGUGGCAUUUUGCUUACAGUGUUCCUAUCGUUUGCAAGUUGGGUUUGUGGCAAAACGAGCAGCAGCAUCGUUGCCGUUGUACUUGUUGCCAUGUGGUUUGGUUCAAAUCUAGCAAGGUAUGCUCCACUUCCACAGGGUGCUCUUCUUACUCUUUUGUACAUGUCAAUCAAGCUACAAGUUGAUCUAAAUUAAAGCCAACUCUUGCGCUUAUAUAUGUGUAUCUUUUUGUUAUUCAUUUCUUUAUGUAAAUAAGUCACAAAAGAAGAGUUAAAAACAUUAGUUGGAUUGACAAACACCCUUCUGAUGAUGUAAAAAUUGUGAAUGCAAUAAUUACUGAAGGAUUGGAAUUAUCCAUGUUUAUA
This is a messenger RNA of Olea europaea var. sylvestris, 1175 nucleotides long. RefSeq lists its product as uncharacterized. The record is from RefSeq and is a predicted model, not a curated record. The transcript is spliced from 6 exons. NCBI's taxonomy places the organism in Eukaryota, Viridiplantae, Streptophyta, Magnoliopsida, Lamiales, Oleaceae. The coding region runs from base 1 to 1005 and encodes 334 amino acids. Gene Ontology annotation, biological process: protein refolding. Gene Ontology annotation, cellular component: cytoplasm.